AUGGGAAAACCCGUGUAUGAGUGGUACAAGCUCUUCCAAGAUGGACGAGAAGAUGCCAAUGACGAACCCAGCUCUGGACGCCCCAGCACUACAACAGAUGGAAAUGUCAAAAUAGUGGACAAAAUUGAUUUGAGAAUCAUUGAAUCACUAUCAGAGAAGUUGCAGAAGAUGUUGGCAUAUUGGUUGGCUCGAGCCAUUAAUUUUUUCGAUAUUUUGGGCAUGAAAGUGAAUUUUGUUCCAAAAUUGCUCAAUUUCAACCAGAAGAACCAUCGCAUGACAAUCGCUCAUGAGCUAUUGGAUGAUGUCAAUGAUGACCCUGAUUUGUUCAAAAGGAUCAUAACAGAUGACAAAACAUGGGUAUACGGUUAUGAAGUCAAAACUAGGGCUCAAUCAUUUCACUGGAAGCACACUGAAUGA
Molecule: messenger RNA, 417 nt
Organism: Nilaparvata lugens (brown planthopper)
Lineage: Eukaryota; Metazoa; Arthropoda; Insecta; Hemiptera; Delphacidae
Exons: 1
Coding region: 1-417 (138 amino acids)
Molecular function (GO): nucleic acid binding
Source: RefSeq, a predicted model, not a curated record